AUGUUGCAAAUUGUCCUCCUGGGCGCGGGCAUCGCUUGGGUGGCCUAUCUUCUCAUCCGGCAUGCUGUCAAGGAGCGAAGACAUCGACGCCAGGCUCGGGAGUGGGCUUGUCAGCCCCCGCCUCGAGAACGAGGGACGUGGUACGGCGCGAAAAUCACCAAAGAAUUUAUUCAGGCGGCACGGGAGGAGCGGGCUCCUCAAUACUUCAUCGAGUGGGCGGAGAGGAACCCAAAGUCGUAUAUGACACCGUUCUUUGACGUAGAUAUCUUCCAGACCUGUGAGCCUGCAAAUAUCCAAGCGAUACUGGGAAGUCAAUUUGAGGACUUUGGGCUUGGCCAUCGUUUGAACUCUUGGUCGCCAAUGUUUGGAAAGGGAAUUUUCACUACUGAUGGUGCAGAAUGGAAGCACCAACGGGCAAUGCUGCGACCGCAGUUUGCGAGAAUGAUUUUGCAGGACUUGGAAACGGAGGAGAAGCAUCACCGGAAUCUACUUGCUCAUCUCACGGUCCGCGCGGACGGAUGGACCGACAGAGUCGACUUGCAGCCUUUGUUCAUGCGACUGACCAUGGACUCGAGCACCGAACUUCUUUUCGGGGAGAGUACAGACUCUCAGUUAGCAGCACUCCGCGGCGAACAGAAAGAUGGGACUGCGGUUGGGUGGAGUUCAUUCAAUCGAGCCUACGAACGUGGAUUGAAGACUGUCGGCAUUCGAAACUUCCUCGAAGAAUUGCACUGGCUCUACAACCCGAGCCAUUACAAGGACGAUGUCAGGGUCGUGCAUGCUUUCGCUGACCAUUUUGUCCAGCAAGGUUUGCGCCGCGCUGAUAUUCAGUCCACCGGCACGCCGAAGAAGUAUUGUUUCCUCGACGAGCUUGUCAAAGAGACCCGGAACCCUGUGGAGCUUCGUAAUUAUUUACUGAACAUUCUGGUGGCUGGGAGAGAUACAACCUCCAGCGCCCUCGGUUGGACGUUUUACUUGCUAGCUCACAACACCGGCGUCUUCCACAAGUUGCGCCAAGUUGUACUCCGCGACUUUGGGUCGUACGAUUCGCCGAGGAAUCUCGACUUCGCUUCUAUCAAGGCCUGCACUUAUCUCCAGCAUGUGUUGAACGAGAGCCUACGGUUGUACCCUCCUGUGCCGGCAAAUGCGAGACAUUCGGUCAGAGACACCACCUUGCCGAUUGGUGGAGGGCCUGACGGAAAAUCUCCUGUCUACAUCCGCAAGGGAUUGGAGGUCGCAUAUUUUGUGGGCGCCAUGCAUCGACGAACAGACCUCUGGGGGGACGAUGCCAACGAAUUCCGCCCUGAUCGCUGGAUUGGCCGCAAGCCGAAAUGGGACUACCUGCCAUUCAGUGGCGGCCCAAGAAUUUGUCUUGGUCAGCAGCAAGCUUUGACAUUGGCCGGAUUUACCAUUAUUCGCCUCCUUCAAAAGUUUGACGACAUACAGGCUGCUGAUUACGGAGAGAGAACUCGACAUGUCUUCACGCUUACGGACGCACCACGUUAUUGCUGGGUCAAGCUGCACGAAGCUACACGAAGCUAG
Messenger RNA from Exophiala spinifera, 1542 nucleotides. RefSeq lists its product as uncharacterized. NCBI's taxonomy places the organism in Eukaryota, Fungi, Ascomycota, Eurotiomycetes, Chaetothyriales, Herpotrichiellaceae. Gene Ontology annotation, molecular function: oxidoreductase activity, acting on paired donors, with incorporation or reduction of molecular oxygen, reduced flavin or flavoprotein as one donor, and incorporation of one atom of oxygen; heme binding; iron ion binding. The transcript is spliced from 2 exons. The coding region runs from base 1 to 1542 and encodes 513 amino acids. The record is from RefSeq and is a predicted model, not a curated record.